UUGCGUAUUGAUUUAAGGGUGGGGUUCUUCUUCAAUAACAGUAGAAGAAGAAGAGAAGAGUCACACCCAAGAAAGAAAAUGGAUCCUACUGAGCAAAUUUCUGAAGAAUGGAGUUCUCUCAGUGGUUUUUGCACAGCUGAGGAAGCCGACUUCAUGAGCCAGUUGCUUGACAACUGCUCACUCCCUGAAAAUCUGUGUGGAAAUUUCCACUUGGGAAUUCCAUCUGCGACAUGGCCUGGCCAUGAAUCAACAAUACUGACCGUGACAAGCAUCAAUGACAGUCCAUAUUUUCCUACAACCGCUGAUAAUAGUAAUAGUAAUUAUUUAUGUUUUUCACAAGGAAGUUGCUCCACUUCUGAUAGUAGCAAUAUAUUUCCUGCUACAAGUGGCAAUAAACACUGCUUGAACGACCCAGUAGCCAACAUUGGCUACGUGUCCAUGGGUUUUGCCAAGUUCAGCCCAUAUAAUGUACAAGGGAGUGACAGCCAACAGAUGAAUGGAUACACUGAUCAAGAUUUAGGUCCAGAGGUUAUUGCUGACAAGAACUCCCAGGAUCACCAGGAAUGUGAAGUACUAGUUUCUGAAGCAACAACAGAGGAUAUAACCACCAAUCUGGAGAAGUCGGGAAAAAGAUCUAGGGGCUCAAUGCAGGUACGAAAGAGCAAGAAAAAUGCUAAAUCCGUGAAGAAACCAAAAUCUGAUUCUAUAAGUAACUCUGAAGAGGGUAGAAGUCCUGAUCUUCAUGGUUGCUGCUCAGAUGAUGAUGACUCUAAUGCUUCUCAAGAGCUGAAUGAAGGAGGAUCUCCAAAUCUGAGCCUGGAGGAUUCUACAUCCCUUAAGUUGAAGGGGAAAAAAUCAACAGCUAGUAGAGGUUCUGCUACUGAUCCACAAAGUGUAUAUGCAAGGAGAAGAAGAGAAAGAAUAAAUGAAAGAUUGAAAAUCCUACAAAACCUUGUCCCGAACGGAACCAAGGUGGAUAUCAGCACCAUGCUUGAGGAAGCCGUUCAAUAUGUGAAGUUUUUACAGCUCCAAAUUAAGCUUCUGAGCUCUGAUGAUCUUUGGAUGUACGCUCCUAUUGCUUACAAUGGAAUGAACAUUGGACUAGACCUCAAUAUUACCCCAACCAAACAGCCAUAAGUAUCUUGCAUAGCAAUUAAAAGGUGAUGCAGCAGCAAUUUGGUAGCUGCCUUUUGUGACGUUUCUAUUAUGUUCAUAAGUAUGUAUUAACUGCCAUUUGAUCAUAAGGAGGUUUGAGAUUUUUUUAUUCAUGAAGCAAGAGAUUGAUUAAUCAAGCGAACCUUGUGUAUUUUCUAACCAUGAGAAAUCAUUUUCGGUUGAUUUCCUGGUUGUUUAUUACUCAUACUUUUAACUAUGUUCGGUUUCACCUUAUAUAUAUACGGUGACUCUUGCUACUUACAAUAUUGAAUGAGAUUGAGUU
Molecule: messenger RNA, 1438 nt
Organism: Vigna radiata var. radiata (mung bean)
Lineage: Eukaryota; Viridiplantae; Streptophyta; Magnoliopsida; Fabales; Fabaceae
Product: transcription factor bHLH84
Exons: 6
Coding region: 79-1137 (352 amino acids)
Biological process (GO): regulation of DNA-templated transcription
Molecular function (GO): protein dimerization activity; DNA-binding transcription factor activity
Source: RefSeq, a predicted model, not a curated record